GCUAGUUGUGGCCCGGGAACUCCCUCCCCCCGCAGAGCGCGGGUUUUUCUGCUCGGUCCUCGCGCGGGAGCGGCGGGCAUGGAGCUGGGGACCGGGCAGUUCGCGCAGAGCCUGCCCCGCCUGCGGGCGCUGGUCUUGGGCUGCGACUUCCUGGGGCUCGAUAUGGAAUUCACAGGUUUACAAUCAGUCUUUCCACAAGGCAAGCAGCCCAGUCUCUUCGAUUCACCUGCUGAGUGGUAUCUGAAGGCCAGACGGAGUGUUCAGAAGUUCACAGUCAAUCAGCUCGGCUUGUCUAUAUUUUCAAAUGAAAAAUCAAACAAGUAUGUUGCGCACUCCUAUAACUUCUUCCUCUUCCCCACAACAUUUGGAGUCAUGGACUCUGAAUUCUCUUUCCAAGCGUCUAGCAUUCAAUUCCUGACGCAUUACGGUUUUGACUAUAAUAAGAUGUGGUCCAGCAUACUCAGUUGCACAGAAGACGUAAGACUCUGUGUAGGAGUGGGAAGCUUGGGUACUCAGAUAAGAAAAUGGUUUCUGAAAGAUGGAAUCCCAUAUAUGAAUCAGGUUCAGGAGAAGAAACUUCAGCAAGGGCUCUUAGCUGGAAACUGGAAAGUUCGCAGCACUUUGGACAAGGAUAAAGUGAAAAAGAUGAUUGAUGACGUGACAUGCUGGGUGCCAUCAGCAGAAGAGGGAGACUCUAUGGUUCUACAUAAUAUUAGUGGUUUUCAGCUAUUUGAGGUACAGCUGAUUCUGAGACAGGCAAUUCCAGAUGUCUGGACAGAGCCUUUUGGAGAUCAGAAGGUGAUGGUGAAAAAGGUGAGUCCACGGCAUCGCUGGCGUCUGGAGAACUCUUCUUAUGACUGCUGCCGAAAGGAGCUCAUUCUUCUCUCUGCCCGGGGUUUCACCAACCUCUUCCAGACCCUUGUUGAAGCCAAGAAGCCAGUGGUGGGACACAACAUGCUCAUGGACCUUCUGCAUCUUCAUGACAAGUUUUACAAACCCCUCCCAGAAAGCUAUGAGGAGUUUAAAAGGAACAUUCACAGCCUGUUUCCUGUUCUCAUAGACACCAAGAAUAUAACAAAAUCCAUCUGGAAGGAAUUUCAGUUUCCUCGAGCAUCUAACCUCCUAGAAAUUUAUGAAAUCCUGUGCAGUGACCUAAAUCCCACCAACCCCACAUGUCCGGUGAUUACCCAUGCAAGUGACUGUUCAAAAUAUGUUGACAAGAAAUCUCCCCAUGAGGCGGCCUAUGAUGCAUUUCUUUGUGGAUCAGUUCUUUUGAAAUUAGCCCACUUGCUCCUAGGCAGGAUGCCAUGUGACAUGCUGGAGACUGGUCCCUCUUUCUCUCAAUAUCUCAAUGCAUUAACCAAGUACCUGAACCAGGUGAAUCUGAUCCGAGCUGGCGUUUCAAAAAUCAAUUUCUCUGGCACAGAUGUCCCUAGCCAACGUCCACCUCUUCUGAUUGCCAGUGUUCGGGGGUGGCCUGGGGUGGAUGAAGAACAGAUCUAUCAAAUAUUAAAAGCUCUGUGCAAGUUUGAUGUCAGACGACUGACCGAGAACCAAUUUCUGUUGCUCUCCAAUAAGUUUAAGGACGUCAGGGUUGUUCUGCGAGAUUAUAAAGCUCACCCCAAUCUGCGGAUUUCACUCUAUCACCACUGGAGACACUCACCCCAAGUGAACUGUUUGCUACAAAUUUGUGGGAUUGUGGCAUCAUGGUCUCUUUUGGCCUUUGUGUUUGGAGGAUCUCAAUGGUAUGCCAUGUAAAAGAUUAUCUUCUGGAAAAAUCUCAGGGACAUCUUUCCUAUUUUUGUGCUCCACACCAGGAUGCCUGUUGUGUUGGUUUUUUUUUUCGUUACACUGCUAAUAUAGUGAUGGUCAGUAAAAGGCAUUUAA
This is a messenger RNA of Dermochelys coriacea (leatherback sea turtle), 1887 nucleotides long. It is a transcript of the gene PNLDC1, whose product is annotated as PARN like ribonuclease domain containing exonuclease 1. The transcript is spliced from 20 exons. Gene Ontology annotation, molecular function: RNA binding; poly(A)-specific ribonuclease activity. NCBI's taxonomy places the organism in Eukaryota, Metazoa, Chordata, Testudines, Dermochelyidae. The coding region runs from base 79 to 1758 and encodes 559 amino acids. The record is from RefSeq and is a predicted model, not a curated record. Gene Ontology annotation, biological process: nuclear-transcribed mRNA poly(A) tail shortening. Gene Ontology annotation, cellular component: endoplasmic reticulum; cytoplasm.